Acomys russatus (golden spiny mouse) is the source of this 5445-nucleotide messenger RNA. RefSeq names its product mannose receptor C type 2 (gene Mrc2). NCBI's taxonomy places the organism in Eukaryota, Metazoa, Chordata, Mammalia, Rodentia, Muridae. Gene Ontology annotation, molecular function: signaling receptor activity. The record is from RefSeq and is a predicted model, not a curated record.
CUCUAAAAACUGGCAGAAGAGGCAGGAUGGAGGGGGUGCUGGCGGCCCAGGUCUGGCCACCUGAAUCAGUCGCGCGCCCCAGCCCUCGGCUGGCCAGGCCUCGCAGCAGCCCAGGUCUCGCCACGCGGUGAAGUUCUGCGGAAAGUUUUGCAGUUGCUUUGCCGCCCGCGCCAGCAGGAGAAGCUGUGACGCAGCGUCUGGGGCUCUAGGCCCGGGCUGAAAAGAGGGAAGACGAGGCGGGAAAGAAUUUUUAAGAAGCUGAGUGGAGGAAGAUAAAGAGCGCACGCUGGGGUCCUUCUGGACCACGCGGAUCCUCCUCUCCAGCCAUCCCAUUCUCUCCCUCCCCACGCGGGCUCCCAGCGGCCGGGUACCCAGCCCAGCGCCCCUGUGCCUCCUCCUUUCCCUCCCACGCUGCCCGCUUCCCUUCCCCUCUGCCCCUCAAACCCUCCUCCUGGGUUUUGUGCUCCUCCCUCCGCCCUCCCUCCGCGGGGCCUGCUUCCUCCCUCCUCUUCUCCGGGAGGCAUCACUUCGUCCGGACCCGGAGGAGCACGCGAGCCCCUCGCCUGCGGUCAUCCGAGCCCAGCGCUAGGGCUGCCACCGCGCGCAGCCCCGCUGUGCGCCCUGUCCUCGCGUCCUCCGUGUGCCGCAGGGAUGGGGCCCAUCCGACCUGCCCUCGUUCCCUGGCCUCGUCACCUGCUGUGCUGCGUCUUGCUUCUUGGGGUACUGCGUCUCGGCCACCCGGUGGACGCCGCCGCUCUCCCGGAACCUGAUGUCUUCCUCAUCUUCAGCCAGGGGAUGCAGGGCUGUCUGGAGGCCCAGGGCGCGCAGGUCCGAGUCACUCCAGUCUGCAAUGCCACUCUCCCUGCCCAGCGCUGGAAGUGGGUCUCCCGGAAUCGACUCUUCAACCUGGGUGCCACGCAGUGCCUGGGUACAGGCUGGCCAGUCUCCAACACCACAGUUUCCCUGGGCAUGUAUGAAUGCGACCGAGAGGCCUUGAGUCCACUGGCAUUGUCGUACGCUAGGGGACCAGUUGUCCAUGCUUCUGGGAGCCCGGGCUAGCAAUGCAUCGAAGCCUGGCACCUUGAACGUGGUGACCAGACCCGCAGUGGUCAGUGGAACAUCUAUGGCAGCGAAGAAGACCUGUGUGCUCGACCCUACUAUGAGGUCUACACGAUCCAGGGAAACUCCCAUGGGAAGCCAUGUACCAUUCCCUUCAAAUACGACAACCAGUGGUUCCAUGGCUGCACCAGCACUGGCCGAGAAGAUGGGCAUCUGUGGUGUGCCACUACCCAGGACUACGGCAAAGAUGAGCGCUGGGGAUUCUGCCCCAUCAAGAGUAAUGACUGUGAGACAUUCUGGGACAAAGACCAGCUGACUGACAGCUGUUACCAGUUUAACUUCCAAUCCACGCUGUCCUGGAGGGAGGCCUGGGCCAGCUGCGAGCAGCAGGGUGCGGACCUGCUGAGCAUCACUGAGAUCCAUGAACAGACCUACAUCAACGGACUCCUCACUGGUUACAGCUCAACCCUGUGGAUUGGCCUGAAUGACUUGGACACCAGUGGAGGCUGGCAGUGGUCAGACAACUCACCCCUCAAAUACCUCAACUGGGAGAAUGAUCAGCCCGACAACCCAGGUGAGGAGAAUUGUGGCGUGAUCCGCACCGAGUCCUCGGGUGGCUGGCAGAACCAUGACUGUAGCAUCGCCCUGCCCUAUGUCUGCAAGAAGAAGCCCAAUGCCACAGCCGAGCCCAGCCAGCCAGACAGGUGGACCAAUGUCAAAGUGGAGUGUGACCCCAGCUGGCAGCCCUUCCAGGGCCACUGCUACCGCCUGCAGGCCGAGAAGCGCAGCUGGCAAGAGUCCAAAAGGGCGUGUCUACGGGGUGGGGGUGACCUGCUUAGCAUCCAUAGCCUGGCUGAGCUGGAGUUCAUCACCAAACAGAUCAAACAAGAGGUGGAAGAGCUGUGGAUUGGCCUCAAUGAUUUGAAACUGCAGAUGAAUUUCGAGUGGUCUGACGGGAGUCUUGUGAGCUUCACCCACUGGCACCCCUUUGAGCCCAACAACUUCCGUGACAGCCUGGAGGACUGCGUCACCAUCUGGGGGCCGGAAGGACGCUGGAAUGACAGUCCCUGCAACCAGUCCCUGCCAUCCAUCUGCAAGAAGGCAGGCCGGCUGAGCCAGGGCGCUGCUGAGGAGGACCACGGUUGCCGGAGGGGUUGGACGUGGCAGAGCCCAUCCUGCUACUGGCUGGGGGAGGACCAAGUGACCUACAGUGACGCCCGACGCCUAUGCACUGACCAUGGCUCUCAACUGGUCACCAUCACCAACAGGUUUGAGCAGGCCUUCGUCAGCAGCCUCAUCUAUAACUGGGAGGGCGAGUACUUCUGGACGGCCCUGCAAGACCUCAACAGCACCGGCUCCUUCCGCUGGCUUAGUGGGGACGAAGUCAUAUACACCCAUUGGAACCGAGACCAACCUGGGUACAGACGUGGGGGCUGUGUGGCUCUGGCCACGGGCAGCGCCAUGGGUCUGUGGGAGGUGAAGAACUGCACGUCAUUCCGAGCUCGCUACAUCUGCCGACAGAUCCUGGGCACACCAGUGACACCAGAGUUGCCUGGGCCAGACCCCACGCCCAGCCUCACCGGCUCCUGCCCCCAGGGCUGGGCCUCAGACCCCAAACUCCGGCACUGCUAUAAGGUGUUCAGCUCAGACCGGCUGCAGGAAAAGAAGAGUUGGAUCCAGGCCCUGGGGGUAUGCCGAGAGCUGGGGGCCCAGCUGCUGAGUCUGGCCAGCUACGAGGAGGAGCAUUUCGUGGCCAACAUGCUCAACAAGAUCUUUGGUGAGUCAGAACCCGAGAGCCACGAGCAGCACUGGUUUUGGAUUGGCCUCAACCGCAGAGACCCUAGAGACGGUCAGAGCUGGCGCUGGAGCGAUGGUCUAGGGUUCUCCUACCACAACUUUGACCGGAGCCGGCAUGACAAUGACAACAUCCGAGGCUGUGCGGUGCUGGACCUGACAUCCCUACAGUGGGUGGCCAUGCAGUGCCAGGCCCAGCUUGAUUGGAUCUGCAAGAUCCCUAGAGGUGUGGAUGUGCAGGAACCAGAUGCUGGUCCACAAGGCCGGAUGGAGUGGCUACGCUUCCAGGAGGCAGAGUACAAGUUUUUCGAGCACCACUCGUCAUGGGCGCAGGCACAGCGCAUCUGCACAUGGUUCCAGGCGGAGCUGGUGUCCGUACACAGUCAGGCAGAGCUGGACUUCCUGGGGCAAAACCUGCAGAAGUUCUCGGCAGGUUCGGAGCAGCACUGGUGGAUCGGCCUGCACAUCUCGGAGAAUGACGGACGCUUCAGGUGGGCAGAUGACUCGAUUAUCAACUUCAUCUCCUGGGCACCUGGAAAACCUCAACCCAUCGGCAAGGACAAGAAAUGUGUGUACAUGACAGCUACCCAAGAGGACUGGGGGGACCAGAGGUGCCAUGUAGCCUUGCCCUACAUCUGUAAGCGCAGCAACAGCUCUGGGGAGACUCAGUCCCAAGACUUACCAUCUUCAGUCCUAGGAGGCUGCCCCACUGGCUGGAGCCAGUUCCUCAACAAGUGUUUCCGAAUCCAGGGCCAGGACCCCCAGGACAGGGUGAAAUGGUCAGAGGCACAGUUCUCCUGUGAACAGCAAGAAGCCCAGCUGGUCACCAUUGCAAACCCCUUAGAGCAAGCAUUCAUCACAGCCAGCCUCCCCAACGUGACCUUUGACCUGUGGAUUGGCCUGCAUGCCUCUCAGAGGGACUUCCAGUGGAUUGAGCAGGAGCCUCUGCUGUAUGCUAAUUGGGCACCAGGAGAGCCCUCUGGCCCCAGCCCUGCUCCCAGUGGCACCAAGCCGACCAGCUGUGCAGUGGUCCUGCACAGCCCCUCAGCCCACUUCACUGGCCGCUGGGAUGAUAGGAGCUGCACGGAGGAGACGCAUGGCUUCAUCUGCCAGAAGGGCACAGACCCCUGGCUGAGCCCAUCCCCAGCAGCAACACCCCCUGCCCCCGGCACCGAGCUCUCCUACCUCAACGGCACCUUCCGGCUGCUGCAGAAGCCACUGCGUUGGAAGGAUGCUCUCUUGCUGUGUGAGAGCCGAAAUGCCAGCCUCGCCCGUGUGCCUGAUCCCUAUACUCAAGCCUACCUCACACAGGCUGCCCAAGGGCUGCAAGCACCACUGUGGAUCGGGCUGGCCAGUGAGGAGGGCUCACGGAGGUAUUCCUGGCUCUCGGAGGAGCCUCUGACUUACGUGAACUGGCAGGACGGGGAGCCUCAGCAGUCGGGAGGCUGUGCCUAUGUGGAUCUGGAUGGAACCUGGCGCACCACCAGCUGUGAGACCAAGCUGCAGGGGGCAGUGUGUGGGGUGAGCGGGGGUGAGUACCGCCUGAUGGGGGCCAAGGUUUGGGCGUGUGCAGGUAGUCCUGGGAGGAUGCCUGGGCUACAUCCUCCACCCUGCACUCCAACAGGACCCCAUCCUCCCCGAAGGAUAAGCUAUCGGGGCAGCUGUCCGCAGGGGCUGGCGGACUCCUCCUGGAUUCCCUUCAGGGAGCAUUGCUAUUCCUUCCACAUGGAGCUGCUGAUGAGCCACAAGGAGGCGCUGCAGCGCUGCCAGAGAGCGGGUGGGACGGUUCUGUCCAUUCUCGAUGAGAUGGAGAAUGUGUUUGUCUGGGAGCAUCUGCAGACCGCCGAAGGCCAGAGUCGAGGUGCCUGGUUGGGCAUGAACUUUAACCCCAAAGGAGGCACACUGGUCUGGCAAGACAACACAGCCGUGAACUAUUCCAACUGGGGGUCCCCUGGCCUAGGCCCUAGCAUACUAAGCCACAACAGCUGCUACUGGAUCCAGAGCAGCAGCGGGCUGUGGCGCCCUGGUGCUUGUACCAACAUCACCAUGGGAGUUGUCUGCAAGCUCCCUAGAGGGGGAGAGAGCAGCUUCUUGCCGUCAGCAGCACUCCCUGAGAACCCGGUGGCCCUGGUGGUGGUGCUGAUGGGAGUGUUGCUGCUGCUCCUGGCCCUGCUGACAGCAGCCCUCAUCCUCUACCGGCGCCGACGGAGUGCCGAGCGCGGGUCCUUUGAGGGGGCCCGCUACAGUCGUAGCAGCAGCUCUGGCCCAGCCGAGGCCACUGAGAAGAACAUCCUGGUGUCUGACAUGGAAAUGAACGAACAGGAAUAGAGCCAAGGGCGUGGUCCGGGUGGAGCCGAGGCUGGGGAGGCAGGGACCCCAGGUCAGCAGGUCCCCAUCACCCACCAGUCCAGUUGGUCUGUGGAUGGCAGCCCCUGGGAGUUGCUACUGGGAGCUGGGGGGGGCUGAGCGUGCGAUGGGGUGGGAGUACCCAGCCUCCCAAAAAAAGGCUAGGCCAAGCCCCGGCAGUGGGACAUUUCCCCUUGUUCCUGGUCUUGGGAUCUUGUCACCUGGGACUGGGUACUCCCCCUCCAC